GAGCAAAUUUUCACUCGUUGAUUCGCUCUGUGUUAUUACUUUCUUAAGAAAAAUCCCUACAUCGGCUGUAAAAUCACCCAGCAAACUGAAAAUUUCAACCUUUUCCGGCAGCACGGCCGCGUUGCACUUUACUUCCCAUGCACCAUGUGUUGUCAUUGAGUUUGACAUUUGAAGGGCAGCGGAGAACAUUUUCUGUGUAAGUUCGUCGAUCUUAUCAAGCGCGGAAAAGUGAAAAAAUCCGUGAGCGAAGCUUCGGAAAUCAGUGAAUUAAAAUGAAGCAAGAAGCCCGAGACGACAAGAAUGUCGAUCAGUUCUUGAAAACCUCCAACUACGAGAACACGGUCAGACAGCUCGACAUCUACUAUGGCAUCGUCAAACGGCAAUUGCUGCAAUAUCAAAGUCCAAUUUCGGGCCUGUUCCCGGUAAUGUCGACCGACCAGGAAGUCGGUAGCGUUCGCGAUAGCGUCUAUUGUGCGGCUGCAGUUUGGAGUCUGUACCAGGCGUACCGCCGCAUCGAUGAUGACCGUGGGAAAUCCUACGAAUUGGGCCAGUCUACGGUCAAAUGCAUGCGAGGCAUUCUGGAAUGCUGGAUCAAGCAGGCUCCCCGGGUGGAGCUGUUCAAACAGAGGCAAUCCAACCAACACGCCUUGCACUGCAAGUUCCACUUGCACUCAGGCGAGGAGGUCUACUCGGACAAUCAAUACAACCACCUCCAGAUUGACGUCGUGUCGAUUUAUAUUAUUUUCCUGGUUCAGAUGAUAACGUCGGGAUUGCAGAUAAUCUACACUCAGGAUGAAGUGGCUUUCGUGCAAAAUCUGGUCUAUUAUGUGGAAAGAGCUUAUCGAACGCCCGAUUUUGGUAUGUGGGAACGAGGUACCAAAUAUAACAACGGAACGCCAGAAAUACAUGCAUCAUCUAUUGGCAUGGCAAAAGCCGCAUUGGAAGCCAUCAAUGGCUGCAAUCUGUUCGGAGAUAAGGGUGCAUCUUGGAGUGUCGUUUAUGUUGACAUUGAUGCUCACAACAGAAACCGAAGUAUUUUUGAGACAAUGUUGCCACGAGAAUCAAGUUCGAAGGGUGUUGACGCAUCGCUCUUGCCAACGCUCUCUUUCCCAGCGUUUGCUUCUCACGAGGAACGUUUAGUUGCAAUGGCCAAAAGCAAUGUAGUUCGCAGAUUGAAAGGAAAGAAGGGAUUCAAACGCUUCAACAGGGAUGGGUACUUAAGUCGGUUAGAAGAUAAGUCUAGACGAUAUUAUAAUAAAGGUGAAAUUAAAGACUUUGAAGGAACCGAGUGUGAAUGGCCAAUUUUCUACACUUUCAUGAUAAUCGAUGGCGUGUUCAAGAACAACAAUGAACAGAUCGAGGAAUAUCAGGCAGAGCUCCGACGCUGUAUUUACACUGAUGCUAACGGCGAUCCGGUGGUCUCUAUGUACUUCGCCCCAGACGCGGAUGGAGUUUACAUUCGAGCUCCUUCUCAGGCGCUGUUCUUGUGGGGUCAAGCAGUUUUUAUUAUAACUCAACUACUGACAGCUGGUCUGCUACAUAUCAAUGAACUGGAUCCGAUCAGACGAUAUUUGCCAAGUUACAAUCGACCAAGAAGGGCAGGGCGAUAUUCGGCUUUCCAGGGAAAGCCUGAAGAUGCGAAACCGGGAAUUGGAACAGCAACUGAUUUAGUAGUUCAAAUUGUACUUAUAGCCGAAUCGAUGCGUCUACAAGCAAUGAUGGCUACUUAUGGAAUUCAAACACAAACUCCACAUGAGGUGGAACCUGUUCAAAUAUGGUCAUCAACCGAACUUAUCAAAGCGUAUCAAAAUCUGGGAGUAAACAACAAAAUCGGCCUCACUGGCCGACCGCCUCGCCCUAUCGGUUCGUUAGGGACGAGCAAAGUCUAUCGAGUUUGUGGAAUGACGGUUUUGUGCUAUCCGCUGAUAUUUGAAGUGUCGGAUUUCUACCUCUACCGAGACAUGGCUCUUCUAAUAGAUGACAUCAAAACCGAAUUACAAUUUGUCGGAAAAUAUUGGCGAUUGUCUGGACGUCCAACUGUUUGCUUGCUAAUUCGUGAAGAGCAUAUGCGUGACCCACAAUUUAAGGAGAUGUUGAAUUUGCUGGCGAUGUUGAAGAAAGGAUUCUGCGAUGGAAUGAAAGUUCGAAUUGGACGAUUGCAGAAUUUAAUUUCUAGCUCGUGUAUUGAACAUUUGGAUUUCCUAAACCAAAGUGACUUGCCAGAAGGCGAGUCAACAUUUACCCAACUCAACCAUGAAUAUAUUGGAUACCAAAGUUUAACCGACGUCCCAAAGGCGCAAUCUUAUUCAGAAGAUAAAAUAAUUUUGCAGAACUUGAUCCAUCGUCCCACCGUGGAAAUAAUCCAACGUUUACGCGAGACUGACUCAAUCUUCUGUCUUUGCCAACUCUGGGGUGUACUAUACAAUCGCGAAGGUCCCCAGUUCGAGGUGAACGACAUCAGUGCAAGUCAAGCCCUCAUUCAACUUUAUCAUAGAGCUGGAUCUUUGCGAUAUUGGCGUGCCGUUCGCUAUUGCAGUUCAAUUCUUCAUCAUAUCGUCGAUUCUAUAAGUCCAUUUAUAACAACGGUGCUGGUUAAUGGCAAAGAACUGACCGUGGGCGUUAUCGGGCAAAAGGAGACAGUAUUUGAUAAGCCAAUGACCCCGGCAGAAAUCAAAAAUGUUAUGUAUACGACAGUUCAGCCUUACGAUGUUAUUCAAGCUGUAUUGCAACAAGAAGUUGUUUUGUAUUGUGGUAGACUCAUAGCCACGAAUCCGGAUAUGUUUAAGGGAAUAUUGAAAAUUCGCAUCGGUUGGGUACUUGAAGCUAUGCGUCUUCAUCUGCAAAUGGUAGGCGAAGAAAGUGAUAUUGAAAACUUAUCUCCAUAUCAAGUUCGGCAGCUAUUGCAACGCGUAUUAACUGUCAGCCAAUGGGCAUCUGAGGAGAAGUUGACACCACUUCAGAAGCGCCAAUUGGAGGGAUGUCUAUGUCGUGUGCCACAACAAUUUUACAAUUUAGUAUGGGACGUACUACAACGAACCCCAUUAGGAAUUAGAGUGCAGGGACACCACUUACCCGCUGUGCCAACUUUGACUAAUAUGAGUCGCGGCGAGUUAGCUUUUUCAUUGUUAGUAGAAGAAACUAUGAUUUUCAUUGCACAACCGGAGAGACGGCAAUUGACCGUUGAACUUAUUUGUAUUAUAGCAACGAUUUUAAGCAGGAAUCCAGAACUGCGAUUCCAGCAGGCCCUAGACUUAGAUGAAAUGUUAGAAGCUGCAUUUUCGAUGCACUGUAAAGACAACACCCUAGCCAACGUGAAAGAUAUCUCGCCACUAUUUUCAUUACCCUACUCGGAGACAACAGGAUAUUUGGCAAGAGCCGUAGUAAAUAAAGUGUUACAGGGCGGCGCUCUAGCGCCAUAUGCAUAUGACCAUUAUGACAAUGACGAAGAAACCUGUAAAGUAUCAUAAAUAUUUAUUUUGUUGCCAAUUUUAAUUGUUUUUGAAAUAAAGAAAAAGUAGAAAU
Messenger RNA from Hermetia illucens (black soldier fly), 3522 nucleotides. Its product is annotated as probable phosphorylase b kinase regulatory subunit beta. The transcript has 16 exons. Gene Ontology annotation, cellular component: phosphorylase kinase complex. Gene Ontology annotation, biological process: glycogen metabolic process. Gene Ontology annotation, molecular function: calmodulin binding. NCBI's taxonomy places the organism in Eukaryota, Metazoa, Arthropoda, Insecta, Diptera, Stratiomyidae. The coding region runs from base 273 to 3467 and encodes 1064 amino acids. The record is from RefSeq and is a predicted model, not a curated record.